AGUCAGUGAUCUUGGUGUCGGACAGAAUCUUUGCAGCAGCACAGUCGAGUUAUUUCAGACUCAUGUUCUAUGUGUGGACCUGAGAGACGCAGCUUAACAAGGGGGAUGGUUUUCAUGGAGGAAACAAGUGUCAGAUGAACGGAUGAGGAGAAUAAUCCUGAGCUGCAGCUCUACAAUAACUGAAGCUCAGACUCGUCUCCGGUUUAAAGUUGACUUUCACUUUGUCUGCUGAUCGUGGCGCAGCGUCUUUCCUCCAUCUAAAGGAGACACUUUGGCGCCAUCUAGUGGACUGACAGCAUAUUCAAUCUUGGAUGUGAAUGGAGCAGCAUGAAUCAGAGUGAGGACAGAGAGGAGGGAGUCCCUCCCUCUAAAACCACUCUGUGUGGGGAACAUGAGAGCCAGACCAAAGCUCAGAGCCCAGAGCAGCAGCACUCACCACACUCUGCUGGACCUGGACCUGGACCUGGACCUGGACCUGUGUUCAUGAAGAGCGACUGGUCAAUGGAUCAUGAUGGUUAUUUCAAACAAAGUUUUGGAAGUUUCAGGAUCCAGCAGCAGAGACCAGACUCUCCUGAAUCCAGCUGUCUGUCUUUAAAGAGCGACAACUCAAAGGGCUUUUUCAUUGACUUUAAAGGGCGACGUCCAUCAGCUGAUCAGAUAGUGGACCAGGAGAGCUCAGAGGUUCCCAGUGGUCAGUCUGCCCAGCAGCAUCAAACACACCUGGACUCCAUAUUUAUGCUGCUGGAGGAGAACAUCGUCACUUUUGUGAAGAACGAGCUGAAGAAGAUGCAGAAGGUUCUGAGUCUAGAUUACCCAGAAUGCUUAGAGAGUCAGAGGGAGGAUGAGGAGGUGUUGGAUAGUGAUGAUGAAGAGCAGAGGAGGAGCAGCAGAGAGGAGUUUCUGAAGAUCACACUGAACUUCCUGAGGAGAAUGAAGCAGGAGGAGCUGGCUGACUGUCUGCAGAGCAGACAUUUUGCUCCAGUUUGUCGACGUAAACUUAAAUCUAACCUGAAGAAGAAGUUCCAGUGUUUGUUUGAGGGGAUCUCUAAAGCAGGAAACCCAACCCUUCUGAAUCAGAUCUACACAGAGCUCUACAUCACAGAGGGAGGGACUGGAGAGGUCAAUGAUGAACAUGAGGUCAGACAGAUUGAAACAGCAUCCAGGAAACCAGACAGACCAGAAACAACCAUCAGACAAGAAGACAUCUUUAAAGCCUCACCUGGAAGAGAUGAACCAAUCAGAACAGUGAUGACAAAGGGAGUGGCUGGCAUUGGGAAAACAGUCUUAACACAGAAGUUGACUCUGGACUGGGCUGAAGACAAAGCCAACCAGGACAUACACUUCACAUUUCCAUUCACUUUCAGAGAGCUGAAUGUGCUGAAAGAGAAAAAGUUGAGCUUGGUGGAACUUGUUCAUCACUUCUUUACUGAAACCAAAGAAGCAGGAAUCUGCAGGUUUGAAGAGUUCCAGGUUGUGUUCAUCUUUGACGGUCUGGAUGAGUGUCGACUUCCUCUGGACUUCCACAACACUGAGAUCCUGACUGAUGUUACAGAGUCCACCUCAGUGGACGUGCUGCUGACAAACCUCAUCAGGGGGAAACUGCUUCCCUCUGCUUGCCUCUGGAUAACCACACGACCUGCAGCAGCCAAUCAGAUCCCUCCUGAGUGUGUUGACAUGGUGACAGAGGUCAGAGGGUUCACUGACCCACAGAAGGAGGAGUACUUCAGGAAGAGGUUCAGAGAUGAGGAUCAGGCCAGCAGGAUCAUCUCCCACAUCAAGACCUCACGAAGCCUCCACAUCAUGUGCCACAUCCCAGUCUUCUGCUGGAUCACUGCUACAGUUCUGGAGGAUGUGUUGAAAACCAGAGAGGGAGGAGAGCUGCCCAAGACCCUGACUGAGAUGUACAUCCACUUCCUGGUGGUUCAGACCAAACUGAAGACCAUCAAGUAUGAUGGAGGAUCUGGGACAGAUCCACACUGGAAUAAAAAGAGCAGGAAGAUGAUUAAAACUCUGGGAAAACUGGCUGUUGAGCAGCUGCAGAAAGGAAACCUGAUCUUCUAUGAAUCAGACCUGACAGAGUGUGGCAUCGAUAUCAGAGCAGCCUCAGUGUACUCAGGAGUGUUCACACAGAUCUUUAAAGAGGAGAGAGGACUGUACCAGGACAAGGUGUUCUGCUUCGUCCAUCUGAGUGUUCAGGAGUUUCUGGCUGCUCUUCAUGUCCAUCUGACCUUCAUCAAGUCUGGAGUCAAUCUGCUGUUAGAAGAACAAACAACCACCAGGUGGUCUAAACUGUUCAGAAACAAACCUGAACCAACACAGUUCUACCAGAGAACUGUGGACAAGGCCUUACAGAGUCCAAAUGGACACCUGGACUUGUUCCUCCGCUUCCUCCUGGGUCUUUCACUGCAGACCAAUCAGACUCUCCUACGAGGUCUGCUGACACAGACAGGAAGUGGUUCAUGGACGAAUCAGGAAACAGUCCAGUACAUCAAGAAGAAGAUUGAAGAGACUCCCUCUGCAGAGAAAAGCAUCAACCUGUUCCACUGUCUGAAUGAACUGAAUGAUCGUUCUCUAGUGGAGGAGAUCCAACAGUCCCUGAGUUCAGGACGUCUCUCCACAGAUAAACUGUCUCCUGCUCAAUGGUCAGCUCUGGUCUUCAUCUUACUGUCAUCAGAAAAAGAUCUGGACGUGUUUGACCUGAAGAAAUACUCUGCUUCAGAGGAGGCUCUUCUGAGGCUGCUGCCAGUGGUCAAAGCCUCUAACAAAGCUCUACUGAGUGGCUGUAACCUCUCAGAGAGAAGCUGUGAAGCUCUGUCCUCAGUUCUCAGCUCCCAGUCCUCUAGUCUGAGAGAUCUGGACCUGAGUAACAACAACCUGCAGGAUUCAGGAGUGAAGAUGUUGUCUGUUGGACUGGAGAGUCCACACUGUUCACUGGAGACUCUCAGACUGAGUGACUGUAACCUCUCAGAGAGAAGCUGUGAAGCUCUGUCCUCAGUUCUCAGCUCCCAGUCCUCUAGUCUGAGAGAUCUGGACCUGAGUAACAACAACCUGCAGGAUUCAGGAGUGAAGAUGUUGUCUGUUGGACUGGAGAGUCCACACUGUUCACUGGAGACUCUCAGACUGAGUGGCUGUAACCUCUCAGAGAGAAGCUGUGAAGCUCUGUCCUCAGUUCUCAGCUCCCAGUCCUCUAGUCUGAGAGACCUGGACCUGAGUAACAACAACCUGCAGGAUUCAGGAGUGAAGAUGUUGUCUGCUGGACUGGAGAGUCCACACUGUUCACUGGAGACUCUCAGCUUGGAUCAAACCAGACUGACAGAGAAAAGCUGUCAGGAGAUAUCAUCAGUUCUCAGCUCCCAGUCCUCUAGUCUGAGAGAUCUGGACCUGAGUAACAACAACCUGCAGGAUUCAGGAGUGAAGAUGUUGUCUGUUGGACUGGAGAGUCCACACUGUUCACUGGAGACUCUCAGGUUGAAUCAAACCAGUCUGACAGAGAAAAGCUGUCAGGAGAUAUCAUCAGUUCUCAGCUCCCAGUCCUCUAGUCUGAGAGAUCUGGACCUGAGUAACAACAACCUGCAGGAUUCAGGAGUAAAGAUGUUGUCUGUUGGACUGGAGAGUUCACACUGUUCACUGGAGACUCUCAGCCUGUCAGGCUGUCUGAUCUCAGAGGAAGGCUGUGCUUCUCUGGUCUCAGCUCUGAGCUCCAACCCCUCCCAUCUGAGAGAGCUGGACCUGAGCUACAAUCAUCCAGGAGACUCAGGAGUGAAGCUGCUGUCUGCUGGACUGAAGGAUCCAGGCUGGAGACUGGACACUCUCAGGGUGGAGCCUGGUGGAGUCCGAUGGUUGACACCAGGUCUGAGGAAGUAUUCCUGUCAACUCACAAUCGACACAAACACAGUGAACAGAUUCCUCAAACUGUCUGACAACAACAGGAAGGUGACACUUGUGGAGGAGGAUCAGUCAUAUCCUGAUCAUCCAGACAGAUUUGAUCCUUGUCCUCAGCUGCUGUGUAGAACUGGUCUGACUGGUCGCUGUUACUGGGAGGUCGAGUGGAGAGGAGAUGUUUAUAUCUCAGUGAGUUACAGAGGAAUCAGAAGGAAAGGAGGCAGAGACUGUUUGUUUGGACUGAACGAUCAGUCCUGGAGACUGAGGUGUUCUGAUGUUAGUGGUUACUCUGUCUGUCACAAUAACAGAGGAACAUACAUCUCCUCCUCCUCCUCCUCCUCCUCCUCCUCCUCCUCUGUCUCUAACAGAGUAGCAGUGUAUGUGGACUGUCCUGCUGGCUCUCUGUCCUUCUACAGAGUCUCCUCUGACUCUCUGAUCCACCUCCACACCUUCAACACCACAUUCACUCAACCUCUGUAUCCUGGGUUUGGAGUCUGGUCCUGGUCCAUUGGUUCCUCAGUGUCUCUGUGUUGAGUGUAGCAGAGAGAGUCUCCUCCUGUUAGAGAUCAGUCCAGUCCAGGAUCACAGCAGCUGAUGUUAUUUAGUACCAACCUGAUCUCUGGCUGGUUUUAACUGCAGAGUGUAAACCCAACAUGUUUUCAUUGAUUGACAGUUUGAGUGUGAAGCUUCGGUAGAAUAACACAGAGUUAACCUCCAACACAAACUGCUCAGAGCAGUUUAGAGACGCAGCGUAAAUCACCAUGGCAACAGAGCUCAGGUGUUGUACAGGUACAGGUGAAUGAGGAAGUUAGAGUGAGGAGGUGAGGAGCUGCACUGACUGAUGUUUCUGUUUCAGCAGAAUCUUUAAGGUUUCAUUUGUCACAGUGAAGAAACAGUGAAUCUGAAUCAUGUUCAGUUUGUUCUGAGAACCAGGACUUUAACCUGCAGCCUGAACACAUUAACAGUUCUCCAGUCUGUCCACUAGAGGUCAGUCUGAGCCUCAGUCCUCACAGGGAGUAAAGAUGGACUGUAUCAGGCAAAUGAUUGGUCCACAAGCUGAUGACAUCAUGAUGAUGUCACAGUGACUCAAUCUAAAUGAUUUAAAUAAAAACACAUACAUCAUCUCUCCUCUCCUCUCCUCCUCCUCCUCCUCUCC
This is a messenger RNA of Lates calcarifer (barramundi perch), 5038 nucleotides long. RefSeq names its product NACHT, LRR and PYD domains-containing protein 12. The coding region runs from base 328 to 4416 and encodes 1362 amino acids. Lineage: Eukaryota; Metazoa; Chordata; Actinopteri; Centropomidae. The transcript is spliced from 15 exons. Gene Ontology annotation, molecular function: protein binding. The record is from RefSeq and is a predicted model, not a curated record.